Trichechus manatus latirostris (Florida manatee) is the source of this 1955-nucleotide messenger RNA. RefSeq names its product protein kinase domain containing, cytoplasmic (gene PKDCC). Lineage: Eukaryota; Metazoa; Chordata; Mammalia; Sirenia; Trichechidae. The transcript has 7 exons. The record is from RefSeq and is a predicted model, not a curated record. Gene Ontology annotation, molecular function: non-membrane spanning protein tyrosine kinase activity. Gene Ontology annotation, cellular component: extracellular region. Gene Ontology annotation, biological process: skeletal system development; peptidyl-tyrosine phosphorylation. The coding region runs from base 233 to 1117 and encodes 294 amino acids.
CUCCUCGGGGCCGAGCCCGCGCCUAGGCUGCGCCGCGCUCCGCAACGUGUCCGGCGCGCAGUACGUGGGCUCGGGCUACACCAAGGCCGUGUACCGGGUCCGCCUGCCCGGCGGCGCCGCGGUGGCGCUCAAGGCGGUGGACUUAAGCGGCCACGAUCUGGGCAGCUGCGUGCGCGAGUUCGGGGCACGGAGGAGCUGCUAUCGGUUGGCGGCCCACAAGCUGCUCAAGGAGAUGGUGCUGCUGGAGCGGCUGCGGCACCCCAACGUGCUGCAGCUGUAUGGCUACUGCUACCAGGACAGCGAGGACAUCCCCGACACCCUGACCACCAUCACGGAGCUGGGCGCCCCAGUGGAGAUGAUCCAGCUGCUGCAGACUUCCUGGGAGGACCGAUUCCGAAUCUGCCUGAGCCUGGGCCGCCUCCUCCACCACCUGGCCCACUCCCCGCUGGGCUCAGUCACGUUGCUGGAUUUCCGUCCUCGGCAGUUUGUGCUGGUGGACGGGGAGCUGAAGGUGACAGACCUGGAUGAUGCCCGCGUGGAGGAGACGCCGUGUGCCAGCAGCACAGACUGUGUACUCGAGUUUCCAGCCCGGAACUUCACCCUGCCCUGCUCGGCCCAGGGCUGGUGCGAAGGCAUGAACGAGAAGCGGAACCUCUACAACGCCUACAGGUUUUUCUUCACAUACCUCCUGCCCCACAGUGCCCCAUCCUCACUACGGCCACUGCUGGACGGCAUCGUCAACGCCACAGGAGAACUCACCUGGGGCGUGGAUGAGACCUUGGCCCAGCUGGAGAAGGCGCUGCACUUGUACCGGAGCGGGCAGUAUCUGCAGAACUCCACCGCAGGCAGCAGAGCCAAGUACCAGCGAAUCCCAGAGAGCUCCAUCCCCCAGGAGAACUACCGCUGCUGGCCCUCCUACCAUCACGGUAGCUGCCUCCUUUCGGUGUUCAGCCUGGCUGAGGCCACGGACAUCUGUGAGAGCCACACCCAGUGCCAGGCCUUUGUGGUCACCAACCAGACCACCUGGACAGGUCGGCAGCUGGUCUUUUUCAAGACGGGGUGGAGCCAAGUGGUCCCUGCUCCCAACAAGACCACCUACGUGAGGGCCUCUGACUGACCUGUCUGAGGGCUUAGCUAACCAGCUGCCCUUCCUGCCGGCUGGGUGUGUCUGUGGAGAGAGUGACUUGCACCAGCAGUACUCACUGUCACCUUGGAACCCCUGCAGACAAGGCUGACAUCCCAGACAGACCGACGUGACCAGGACAAAUGUGCAAUAAUGCAAAACAUUAAAAUGUGAGUUUACCAGCCUAGAUAUUGACUGCUGGCUUCAGGGCCAGGAAUUCUGGGGCGCUGACUGCCUCUCCAGCCCUCUGGGCUGCAAGUAAGGCACAGGCUGGCCUCCCUUUGGGGAGCCGUCCCCCUCACCGGGACAAUUCCGUGGGCAGCCCCAUCACUGUGUUCAUAGCGUGAGAAUGUAGCCAAGGCCCUGCCGCCACCGCUGCUGCUGUGCACAUGCCAAGGCCGGGUGGGGGGCUGCGUGAGGACAAUCGGUCACGGGGUGUUCUCUCAGCCGAGCUCUGGACAGGAGACUUGUCUGGGAGAUGCUCCAGGGCGUGGGUGACUCUGGCCUCCCGACAGGGGGCGCACACGGGCCAGCCCAGGGGGCAGCGGCAGAGGAGCACACACCCGUAUGAGCCAAGACUUGGGGUCGAGGAGCAGGUUGCAGUUUGAGCCAGGACCUGGGGCGGGGGUGAGGUGGGGCCUUUCUGCCUUAUUUGCUUUCAGUGAAAGCAGCAAAGCAGCCAAGACCAGGCUCUCCCCCUCCUGGAGUUUGUAUAUCCAGAAGCUUUGUACUUCUUGUUCAUUAAAUUGUUUAUUUUUGUAAAAAAAAAAAAAAAAAGUAUAUAUAUAUCAUUCAGUUAAUAAAAUGACAUUUCACGGCCAAGACUCUUCCC